GUUGCUGCCCUCAUCCUGCUCCUGGUAGCCCUGCUGGCUCGUGUCCUCGUCAAAAGAAAACCACCCCGGGACCCGCUGUUCUAUGUUACAGAUGGAGAAGCUGAGAAACGAGGUCACGGUCGUAUCCUGAGACCGGCAUUGACCCCAAAGCCCGUGACCUUUGUGGCCCGAGCCGUUACCGCCUUCAAGCGCUUCCCCUGCCGGGAACUUUGCUGGGCGUUUACCCAUUCAGCGUCUGCUGUAGCCAGGCUGCGUGUCAGACACCCCCCAGGCCCCAGCUCCCUGUAGCAGCGGCACGCGCUUUCCAUAUUCCCCCUGCUUCGCUGAGAUGCAACUGACAGGUGACCUUGUGCGAGUGUGAGACGGACGCUGCGGUGACGCGAUGCGCGCAUACGCUGGGAGAUGGUGACCACGACCAGGUCGCUUGCCUUCAGGAAGGUCCUUCACCUCCCGUAAUCACCCGUCUCUGGUGCGCGGUGGGAACAUGAAGUAUGCGGCGCGGUGUCGUCGACCACGGUCACCACGCGGCAAAUCAGAUACCGCAACUCACUCGUCUUGCACCCGGAAGUUUGUUUGGCCGACAUCUCCCCGUUUCCCCCACUCACCAGCCCCUGGCAACCACCGUUCCAAGCUCUGUUUCUGUGAACUCAGCUUUUCUAGAUUCCGCAUUGUAUGCAGUGUUCGGAUUUACCAGUGUGGUGAACCUCAUCAUAGCACUGGAACAGGACGGAAUCAUUGACGGGUUUGUGACACACUACUUGAGAGAGGGUGAACCGUAUCUGAACACGGCGUACGGGCACAUGAUCUGCUACUGGGAUGGCUCUGCUCAUUAUUUGAUGUAUCUGGUGAUGGUGGCAGCCAUAGCAUGGGAGGAAAGCUAUAGAACCAUUGGCCUCUACUGGGUUGGAUCUAUUAUCAUGAGCAUUGUUGUUUUUGUGCCAGGAAACAUUGUGGGGAAGUAUGGAACACGCAUUUGCCCUGCUUUCUUCUUAAGCAUACCAUACACUUGUCUUCCUGUCUGGGCUGGUUUCAGAAUCUAUAAUCAGCCGUCAGAAAAUUAUAAUUAUCCCUCAAAGGUCGUUCAAGAAGUGCAAGCAAAGGACCUGCUGAGAAGACCAUUUGAUUUAAUGCUGGUCGUGUGUCUUCUCCUGGCAACUGGAUUCUGUCUGUUCAGAGGCUUGAUUGCUUUGGAUUGCCCGGCUGAGCUCUGCCGAUUUUAUACACAAUUUCAAGAGCCCUAUCUAAAGGAUCCUGCUGCUUAUCCUAAAAUCCAGAUGCUGGCAUACCUGUUCUAUUCUGUCCCUUACUUUGUGAUUGCGCUUUACGGCUUAGUGGUUCCUGGAUGCUCCUGGAUGCCUGACGUGACACUGAUACAUGCUGGAGGUCUAGCCCAGGCUCAGUUUUCUCACAUCGGUGCUUCUCUUCAUGCUAGAACCGCUUAUGUCUACAGAGUCCCUGAAGAAGCGAAAAGCCUCUUUCUAGCGCUAAACAUAGCAUAUGGAGUUCUUCCUCAGCUCUUGGCCUAUCGUUGUAUCUACAAACCAGAGUUCUUUAUAAAAACAAAGGCAGACGAAAAAGUUGAAUAAAAGUAUUAUUUCUUCCUCUCUA
Messenger RNA from Prionailurus viverrinus (fishing cat), 1608 nucleotides. RefSeq names its product transmembrane 6 superfamily member 1 (gene TM6SF1). The coding region runs from base 492 to 1586 and encodes 364 amino acids. The record is from RefSeq and is a predicted model, not a curated record. Gene Ontology annotation, cellular component: lysosomal membrane. The transcript is spliced from 10 exons. Lineage: Eukaryota; Metazoa; Chordata; Mammalia; Carnivora; Felidae.